Lathyrus oleraceus (garden pea) is the source of this 966-nucleotide messenger RNA. RefSeq lists its product as uncharacterized. The record is from RefSeq and is a predicted model, not a curated record. Bases 1 to 966 code for a protein of 321 amino acids. Gene Ontology annotation, cellular component: SCF ubiquitin ligase complex. Lineage: Eukaryota; Viridiplantae; Streptophyta; Magnoliopsida; Fabales; Fabaceae. Gene Ontology annotation, biological process: SCF-dependent proteasomal ubiquitin-dependent protein catabolic process. The transcript has 2 exons.
AUGAAGAUGAAGAUGAAGAUGAAGAACAAGAGAACUUGUCUCAAAUCUAUGAAGAAGAAGAAGAAUAACAGAACUUGCAUUGCUUUGGCUCUCCGUGAUAGACCAACAUUAAAAUCAUUAUCGAUUUCCCGGAUUGAUAUAUUUGAUGCAAAUUACAUUACUUCACAUUACAUUGAUUCCUUCGUAAGUUUGAAGGGUUUGAAUUCUCUUAAGUUCAUCUCUUCUGAGAUCCCUGAUUAUUUGCUUUACUCUAUUGCAAGAGAAGGUCUUCGUUUGAAGACUUUUGUUCUUGAAGAUUGUUACUGCUAUAGUUACCAUGGAAUUUAUGAUUUAUUAUCCAAGGUUCACCGGAUACAAUAUUUGGGUCUUCAAGGGGUUGAUUUUCUAACUAAUCAUCAAUUUUCUCGAUUGUCUUUGUUUAUUCCUGAUUUGGUAUCUAUAAAUCUUAGUGAUUGUUUCAAACUCACAGAAUCAGCUUUGUUUGCGCUCAUUAAAAACUGUCAUUCACUUGCUGAGAUCACAAUUGAAAACAUAUAUAUUGACAGAGAAAGUUUAGAAAAUUCUAAUACUUUCAAAGAUUUUGAUGUCAACCCUCAACUAAAGUUUCUACACUUUACUCACAAUUCAUUUAUAAACGAUGAUAUCAUCCUAUUAUUUGCUUCCAUUUUUCCCAAUUUGCAGCUUCUUGAUUUGAGUUAUUGCUAUGACAUAUCUGAAAAAAGUAUUUGUCAAGUUCUAAGUAAAUGUGGUAAGGUUACACAUUUGAAUUUGACCAACGGUAAAAAAGUGAGACGACUUAAAAUGAACUCUCUAGUUCAUCCGUUAGAGGUGUUGAACUUAUCUGGUACAAGGGUUGAUGAUAAAACCCUCUUUGAGAUCUCAAAUAGCUGUGUUGGGCUUUUGCAACUAUUAAAUAUGUCACAAGAAAGGGAGUGUUGCGUAUGGUUGAAAAAUGCAGACAAGUGA